Messenger RNA from Salvia hispanica, 1842 nucleotides. Its product is annotated as Tetrapyrrole (Corrin/Porphyrin) Methylase. The record is from RefSeq and is a predicted model, not a curated record. NCBI's taxonomy places the organism in Eukaryota, Viridiplantae, Streptophyta, Magnoliopsida, Lamiales, Lamiaceae. Gene Ontology annotation, molecular function: methyltransferase activity.
UGGGUGCAAUUUUCAGAAGUGCCGUGGAUGCCGUUAGGAAUCAAUUAAUUUGUUCAGUCUAAAACCCCUAAUUUCUCUCUUCUUCUUCAUCCCUCUCUUCCGGCGACUCCCGCCGUCCGACUCCGACCUCAUCGCUGCUGCUGAACUCGUCUGAUUUCGCCACCGCUCCUCUGUUUCUCUCAGUCUCAAACCUCUGCAGCCCUAGGUUGUGGUGUGCCAUACAUGAAGCUGCUUCGCCUUUGCCACUCAAUGGCAGCGCCUUUCGCAAUUCAUCUACGGCGACCGGCGUUUCCGUGGCACUGUCCAAUCCUUUUGGUUCCUUCAAAUCAUUUUCGAUUAUCCGCUUCUGCACAUCGUCAGACCAUCACUUCCGCCCUUUCCUUCUCAACCUGUAAUCAUCAACCUUCCCCGUCGUCCGACCUCGCGGACGAUUUCCCCUCUAAACAAGGUCCUUUAAAGCCAGGAUUGUAUCUUGUUGGCACGCCAAUCGGGAAUCUUGAAGAUAUAACUUUAAGAGCCUUAAAGGUUCUGAAAUCUGCUGAUGUCAUACUUUCAGAGGAUACAAGGCAUUCAGGAAAGUUGCUUAUGUACUAUAAAAUCAAAACUCCACUUUUAAGCUAUCACAAAUUCAAUGAGUCUCAACGAGAACAAGUUGUGCUGAAGAGAUUACUAGGUGGAGAAAUUGUCGCACUGAUUAGUGAUGCUGGGAUGCCUGGAAUCAGUGAUCCUGGUAUGGAGCUGGCCAAGUUGUGUGUAGACAAAAAUAUACCUGUCAUUCCUGUCCCCGGUCCAUCUGCUGUGGUAGCAGCUCUUUCGGCGUCUGGUUUGCCAACUAAUGAGUUCACAUUUGUUGGCUUUCUCCCUAAACAUGCCACUACAAGAAGAGAGAGGCUCAUGGUUUCUGCCAAUAGUGCAACAACACAGGUCUUUUUUGUCCCUCCUCAUAAGCUCUGUCAGUUCCUAGAAGAGUCGUCUUCGAUCUUUGGAAACUCAAGGCGUUGUGUUAUUGCUCGGGAAAUGACCAAACUGCAUGAAGAAUUCUGGAGGGGUACUCUUGGGGAGGCGAAUGAAGCAUUCUCAACCCAUCAACCAAAGGGUGAAAUAACACUGAUGAUCGAAGGGAUGAUAAGUGAGGAUGACCAACUCUCCAAUUCUCAACUGGAGAAUAAGCUGGAGGAAUUAAUAUCCAAAGGGCAUAGUCUCUCCACGGCAGUCAAGGUGGUGGCAUCUAGCACGUCCAUGAAAAGAAAAGCAAUAUAUUCACUAGCACUGGAGAAAUAUGGUAACCAAUGUUCAGAAAAGAAAAAUUGAUGCAAGAUGGUUAGUCAUCAGGUGGCUUAUAAAAGACAUGCAAAACCCACUAUGACUGAAACUCUCGAAUAUUUUGUUUCUGGAGAAUGGGUACGCAUCAACCGUUACUUGGAGGUGGGGCGAAUGCAAGCAAUGGAGUGCUGGACAUGUCGGUUACGUGAAGGUGGAUGCCAACAUCAUUAUUGUCAUCAAGUUACAUGAAGGAUGUGUUACUAUUAUUAUUAUUUCCAUUAUUGUUUGAGUAGAGGGAGUUUUUUGAGUAGUGUUGGGACGGCAUUCUGCCAAGGGUCUACAUUGAAGAAGAUUUUUUACAAAGAUGAUUCCAAGAAUUUGAGAACUGCUGCAACUGCCUAAUAUUUGACGUCAACGAACGGUUGAGAAUCGGUUAGCUAAUAAUUGGGGCUGGAAAAUAAAGUAGUUAAGUGGAGAGAUGUUAUUCAUUUCAGUAUCAAAUUUUACAGUGUAUUGUUGAGAGAGUUGAGAGGGCUUCUAGACCUCUGGAGAGUUCUUAAGUGAAGUUGUUUCUGUGUA